Molecule: messenger RNA, 613 nt
Organism: Copidosoma floridanum
Lineage: Eukaryota; Metazoa; Arthropoda; Insecta; Hymenoptera; Encyrtidae
Gene: RpL14
Product: ribosomal protein L14
Biological process (GO): translation; ribosomal large subunit biogenesis
Cellular component (GO): ribosome; cytosolic large ribosomal subunit
Molecular function (GO): RNA binding; structural constituent of ribosome
Source: RefSeq, a predicted model, not a curated record
GGGGUUUCGUCCUUCUUUUCUCGCUUUUGGAAUUCUCGAGGCACAAUGCCGUUCCAGCGAUUCGUGCAGACCGGCCGAGUGGCCUACGUCAAUGAUGGUCCUUCCCAGGGCAAAUUGGUGGCGAUUGUCGAUAUCAUCGACCAAAACAGGGUUUUGGUUGAUGGGCCACACACUAAAGUACCACGACAACAGAUGAGGUUAAAUGAUCUUCAUUUAACCAAAUUCCACAUCAAAUUUCCAUUUACAGCCUCUACACGAGCAGUUCGUAAGGCUUGGGAUUGGAAGGAGUUCGAAGAGAAGUGGAGUAAGACAAUGUGGGCUGGAAAAAUCAAGGCGAAAAAAUUGCGUGCCCAAUUGUCAGACUUUGACAGAUUUAAACUUCGUCGUGCCAGACGAAUCCGCAACGCCAUUAGGUCCACAGUCUUUUACAGGCUAAAACGUAAUGACAAAAAAGGCCCGAAGAAAGCUAAAGCUGUAAAGGCUACAGAGGAAAGCAAGGAACCAGCUAAAACUGCUAAGGAUUCUAAAAAAUCCAAAGAAGCUAAAAAGUAAAUUCGAGAACACCGCGUUUAAAUCUGUUUAUAUUUAAAAUAAUAAAACUCAAUAAAAAAAA